AUGAAUUAUGAAGAUAUAUUAUUUGGUUUACAACCAAUAAUCAAUGCAGAGUCAAUAAAAGAUGUUCCAGUGGAAGAUGUUUACCUACAAAGUUAUAUCACCGUCAUGGAUCAAUUAGCAGUGUCGUUAAGGUCUCCACAAAACAGAGAUAUUGUGAGAGAAACUGGUCUCUUAACACAGAUAUCAAGAGUCCUUGAAGAUAUACUAGAUACUGCUGUCCAUGAACCUGAAAAUAUUAAUAAUAUAAAAUAUUGGAAAUUAGCAUCCGAAUUAAUAAGAUGUAUAGCAAAUUGUCUUGUUGAUAAUGAUAAAAAUAGGCAACUUCUAUUAAAAAUAUCUGAUUCAUCCUCGAACACUAUACAGAAUGUUAAAAACAAACUACUAGAUUACUACCUAGUGAAGAUUUUAAAUAUGAUAGAGUUGCCAAAUGAUGAUAAUGAUAUCCUAAAAAAUUUACAAUUUAGAUCAAUUGUGUUAUUACGAAAUUUAAUACUUCAAAAUAAUGAUUAUACUUUAAAUAUUGGUAAAAUGUUCUUAGGUCCUGUUCUAAAUUAUUUACAUAAUAGUGAACAUACAUUCCAAGAAGAAACGGAUAACACGGUCUUAGCAACUGAUUUAAUCCUUGACUUUUUAAAAGCUAAAUGCACAUAUCCCUUUUUUAUAGAUUCAUUACUAUUUCUAUCCACAUUUUGUAAACGUGUCGCAACUGUACUAGAAAGUAUUCCACAACAAGAAAAUGAAAAUAGUAAUAACGAUGAAAAAUCCGCGAAUAUAAUAAACAACGAAAAUACUAUAGAGCCAACUGUAGAAGAAAAGCCUUAUGAGGAAGAUCCACAAUCAGAAUUAUUAUUUAACUUAUCUGAAAUUCUUGAAAAUAUCAUUUUACGAGAAGAUACUACUAUUGAUUUCACUUCAAAACAAAUUUUUAUAGUACAAAAUGAAUUAUUAACAACGGUAAAACUAUUGGAUGAUAAAUUUUUUGCUAACAAAUUAAUCGUUAUGAGAAGACUUGUUUCUAUUUCUGGGAAUAUAUCAACUAUACCAACAAAUAAAAAUAUAACAGAACGUGAAAUUUGUUACAAAAUAAUAAUGGAAUCUAAAUCUUGUUACAUGGUUGCUGCUGCUCUGAUAAUUUUGUCAAACUCUAUUAAUUCUAAAUCUGAUGUAAACGAUAUAUUAAAGGAAUUAACCUUAUCCAAUAUUAUAGAAGUGGCCAAUUACAUAAAAGAUCCAUUAGAAUACCAAGGUUAUUUAGAUAUUUUGAGAAAAUUAAUUAAUAUUACAAAUGCUAUAUUGUUAACAAAUGACGAUGUGGUAAUGUUGUUUUCUACAUUAGCAAGUUGUUCUAAGCAAACUCAAUUUUUCCCAAGUUUAUCUGACCUCAUGGACAGAUUACUGAAAAAGAUUAUUGUUGUGUUACCAAGUGGGUCGAUAGUUCGCUUACUUGAUCAAAAAAAUGGAUUACCACAUCAAGAAGAAAUUAUUGAUUUCCUUACUGAUAGAGAUAGUUUUAUCUGUUGUUUGGUAAUGGACAAAUUACUUGUAGCCAGGCAAGAGACAUCUCAGACAAUAUUGUUAAAACUUUGGGAUUCGAUUUUUAAACUGCAGGAUGGAAUAAAUAAUAAUCAAAUGGCAAAUGAUAAAAAUAUUUCAAUAGCCUUUUUAUUCCAAUUAACCAAGACCAUUGGGAUUUAUUUACGUAACUGCAUAGCAAAUUCGUCAAAAAAUCAUGACUUAAAUGUAAUAUUUACUACACAUUUUGCUUCGUUUAGGGAAAUAAUGAAGACUAUUCUACCCUUGAGACACAAUUCUGAAAAAGGUAGCGAAAGUGUUUUCAAUAAUGGUAAAUUUAUAGCAGGAAUGAUACAACAAUUACUUACUGAUAAACAAACUAAAACAAAUGAAGAAGCUAUACUAAAUGAUUUAUCCUUAGAAUUUUUCACAAGUGAAAACUAA
Molecule: messenger RNA, 1956 nt
Organism: Arxiozyma heterogenica
Lineage: Eukaryota; Fungi; Ascomycota; Saccharomycetes; Saccharomycetales; Saccharomycetaceae
Gene: BEM4
Product: Bem4p
Exons: 1
Coding region: 1-1956 (651 amino acids)
Source: RefSeq, a predicted model, not a curated record